GACAAAAAGCUGGGUGAGGAGGAAGACGCACUUGUUGCAAAGAAGGACGCUGCGGGUGAGCUUUCGGCGACAGACGAGGGGCGGUUGAGCCAGAUCCGCGAGCAGCGAGAGAAGCUGCAGGAAGACGAGGUCUUCGAAGACUUCUUCGAGUUUACCAAGGUCAACAUGGCCGAGCUCAUGGAGGAGUGGACACUGGAAGAAGAGCGCGAGGAUUGCGAGGAGCUGGAUGCGGAGGAGGCGUAUGCCAUCCGCGCCUACCUGGAGGGUCAGAUCCGACGAGAGAAGCGGCUGACAAAGUACAACAUCCUGAAGGUGUCAUCGCACAAGGGCUACCUCCUUCCCAGGGAGCCCUUCUUGCGAGAGAUCAAGGCGGAGGGUGCUGAUUCCAAGGACAAGAAGGGCAAAGGCGCCAAAGGUGAGAAGAGCGAGGAAGUCACCCAGGAGUUGGAUCCUUCCACCUGGUGGUUCCCCGAAGACGGCAAGCUGGCGCCGGGGGUUCAACUGGACGAGUUCAAGGACGGCAAGGGCUUCAUUGCCAACAGCACGGGCCAGCGUCUCAUCUACGAUGAGGGUGGAGGGGGCUGCUUGUCGCGCUUCUUCGGCAGGAUGAAGGUCGGCAACCAGGAGGCAGGCUACUGCUACUGGAUGGAUGAGCCGGAGAAUGGCUGGGAGAGCUUCGACGCGGAGAUGGGAAAGCAAGACAAGCCAGAUUCCAUGAAGACGACGAAGCACUUUGAAGGGAAGCGCUACGCGGACAAGUGGCAAUGGAUCUACCUCGACAAGUGGGACCUGCCCUGGAGUGGUGAUGACAAGGAAGAGAAGGAGCUCCGACUUUGUUGGAUCAAGACGGUGCAGAAGGAUGACAUUCCUCUUUUCCGCAUGGCCGAAAAGGGGCUGAUGAAGUCUUACAAGAACUACGUGCCAAAGCAGAUCACUGACGACGAGAAGCUUGAAAUUCGCAAGUGGGUUUGGCAGAGUUUGCUGGAAUUUGCCCAGCUGAAGCUGAUGCUGGCCUGGGUGUCCAAGAAGCACCCCAAGUACUACAAAAAGUCGGAGACCAUGGCAGACAUCUUGGAGAAGUCCUUCGAUGAGUUUCUGCUGGAUCUCGCGCACAAGGAGCCCGAGGAGUCUCAGAUGGUGGAUGGCGAACAACACCACAACACCGAGGAGCUCCUCCAAUUCUCCGUGAUGAAGUUCGAAGAGCUUUUCCCGGAUGAUGAGGAGCCAUGGUGGGAUGAGUCAGACAAGCCGGACAAGACUGAGCGCAAGGUGAUGUUCGACCACGGCAUCUUCUUUGAGGACUCCGGCGUGAAGAACGGGCGCUUCCACAAGCGGCGGGAGGAGAACGACCUCAUCCCAGAGCACGGAUACUGCUCGUCAACCUGCUUCACUCGCUUUCCCAACGACACGUUCGGCAAGAAGCGGUACGUCCUGAAGAAGCCGGACGACCCGGUGGAGUCCAUCGCCCGGGUGGAGAUGAAGCUGCAGCUGCGCCAUGUCUUGCCCUUAAUGCGCUACACCUCCGCCUUCAAGGCCUGCGUUCCGAUCAACAGCCUGGAGCUGCCACUGAGGUCCAACUUGCAGAUCAUCCUCAAGGAGUCUGGCAAGGGUGAGCAAUUCAACUACACGGUGGACCGGGUCACCAACAUGAUCAGUAUCGGCGUCUUGGCCUCCAAUCCGCCGGGCCCCAUUUGCGCGGCGACGCUGCUCAGCCUCCAGCUGAUGUCCUUCGCCAACCGCUUCUACACCAACUACACCUCCGCCGUGUCCGAUGCGCGGCUUGAGGCUCAGAAGGAGCAGGAGAAGGAGGAGGCAGCGGCUGCAGAGGGCGAGGAUGCGCCGGAGGCGCCGCUGGUGUCGCCCACAAAAGACCAGCCGGAGCAACGGAAGUCGGUCAAGGCUCUACCAGGCGCCAAGAAAGGGAAGAAGAAGAAGACCCACAAACUCAAGACUUUGACGGAUGCAUUCCUGGAGAUUGAAGUCUUCAAGCUCUUCAUGCAGAGCAUGGUGCUUUUCAUCCUGUGCCUCGGGCAGUUCGGGUUCAUGCCGGGCCCCUUGUGCGCCAUUGGGUGCAUCAUCACCUGCUGUGUCACGAUGAUCGUAAUGAACAUCGGAACCUUCCGCAAGGAAAUCAACAAGCAGAUUGAGAGCCUGGCUGAAUCGCUGACGGAAAUGUACCGGAUGAUCAGGAGCUACCAGGUCCAAGCGCUGAAUUGGCUGAACGGUGAGAAUCGCUGGGGAUACAAGUUUAUCGAAACUGGCGGCGAGGAGAUGGUGGGUAUGGAGAACGUCACCGAUGUGAGCUUUGUGGUGCCUGAGCUGGGACUGCGCUUGCAGGGCAAGGCUACGGUGGAUGACCUACUGCCAGCAGACGAGAAGCUGAAGCAGCAGCUGUUGAAGUACACUGCGUACUUCGCCAAUGUCAAGGAGGACGAGAAGAACAAAGUGGGGUGCGCGUCGGACCUCAUGCGCUACUACCAGGACAUCUCGAGCAGUUUCACUAUCGCCCUCUCUAUCGAUCAGCUGAAGUUGUGCAAGCCGAUUGCACCGCUGGCGGCCACCCUGCAAUGCGUGAACCACGCCGGCAGCUCAAUUAGCAGUCCUGACUUCGACUCUUAUCUCACGCUGCACUACCCAGAGGAGUGGGACGAGGAAGAGAAUGACAAGGACAAGGACGCGGUCCAUUUGCUUCUGGAAAUGUGGAAGGCGGAGGUGAAGGCCUGGUUCGACAAUUCUUUGGGAGCGGUGUAUAGCGACCGGACCUUCACCAAGAGGAUUCAGGAUCACAUCGCCGCGCUGAUGGGUACGCCCUUCGAGUCGGACAAGCCCCGGAACUGCGUGAUGGUCAAGGUGGACCAUAUCCUGAUCCCCCGCGCCAACAAGCACACCAGCUGCAGGCAACCUCUCGCACAGAGCUUGAAGGGCAAGAAAGUGUACGUCACAGUGCUCUAUGAGAAUGAAGACUUCCUUGCCGACCUGCCGCCGGACCGCAGCAGCCCCUUCGCCGUGCUGGAGGAGAUGAACCUGGAGAUCGUCGAGAAGGAGCUGGCCCAUGCGAAAGAGGAAGAGGGGAAGCCCACAGAAGGUGGCAGGCUCUACAAAUUCAACGCGCUUCUGGAAGAAGAAGGCGACGAGGAUGGGAACUGGAACGAUGCAUCGAGGUACGGCAGUAUCGGCUUCUGGUGCUACCCGGGCUGCGAGUUCAAGGUGCCGAUCCCCCCCACCGUGAGCAAGUUCAAGCUCAUGGUCUGGGCCCAGCACACGGAACCCGACGGCAAGCACGUGGAAGAGCUCCUAGGGAUCUCAGAGUCUUUCGACCUGAUGCUCCCCGAAGAGGACCAGAUUUGGGCGGAGAAGGCGGAGGACAUGGCGCUGGGCACAGACAUGGCCGACCAGAAGCGCCUCCCCAUCUUUACGAGCUGGCACGCUGACAGCCGCAAGGGCCUGGUAAGGAUCAAGGAAGAUGAUGAAGGAACCGAGGCCAUCACGGGCUGCUUCGCAGAGCAGCGCAAGCGUCUCCGGGAGUACUUCUACCCCACCAUCAACAAGCUCACGGUCCACGAGUGCACCGGCUUUGUGGACGUCUCGGUUCGGCCCCUGACGAAAGAGGAGAAGGAUGAGGACCACAAAAUGCUGGACGCGGCGAAGGACGUGGUGGUGGGCGCCAGCGAGAUGAACAAGUCCAAGCUGAGGCGGCACUUGGACCGCCGCCCGAUCUUGGCCAAGUUCUUCGGCAUGCGCAUGCAUGACGAAUGCUUUCAGCAUCUCAAGUCCCACCUGGAGCGGCUGAAAAAGUUCAAGGUGGACAACAGCAUGGACAAGGGAGUCAUGGGCGGCAUGGUGGACAUGGCCAGGGACAUGGUCUCAUCAGGCCGACAGAACGAGCUGCAAUCCUUGCUGUAUGAUGCGGACAUCCGGCGAUCUUUGUGGAAGGAAGAGGAGAUGGACGCAGCCAUCGCAUGCCUGGAGCAGGCUUUGAAGGAGCAGGAUGAAAGGAGCAGCGAUGAGAAAAGCAAUGCUCCCAUCGAGAAUUACAGGAUCCAGGAGCGCUGGCGAGGCCAGAGACGUUUCAGGAUCACUCACAAAGAGGAGACAGAGGAAGGGAAGUUUGAGGCCACCUUGCUGGAGCAGCUCAAAACCUUUAAGAAGGCGCAGUCCCGGGGCGCCAAGUCCAUCCUCCACUACGUGAUUGUGGCGGACCACCUGAAGCCCAACAAGGUCUGGCGCCCAGAUGCGAUCUCUCCCCACAUCUGCGGCAUCAUCACCAACACCAUGCAGGAUGUCCCGCUCAUUCGGAUGAAGUGCGAGCAGUUCCGGGACAUCACCUUCUUCCGGGAACAGCUGAGCUCCCGCGAGGAGCUGCCAGCCUAUGUGAACGCUCGGCUCGUCUUCAAGGCCGAGGGAGCUGAGGCGGCCAAGUUCUACGAGCGCCUCGAGACGAAGAUCGAGUACAGCGACGGUUGGGCCAGUGCCGUUGCCGGCUUCAUGAACGGGAAGAAGACGGAGGACUACGACGUUUUCAACCGCAAGGAGCAGUUGAUGCCCUGGACGGCGGGGAACGUGAGCGCCAAGGACGAGGACUUUCCCUUGAGCAUCUACUGCAAGGCUCAUGCCAACAAAGACAAGUGGAUGUUGAACGACGGGACCGGCGACUACUUCCCGGUAUGGCUCUACUGGGACGGCUUCGCGCGCUGGGUGAUUUCUCCGAAGCGCGGGGAGCCGGCCCCGUAUGGCUUGAAGACGGACAAGGACGAGGACGUCUUCUUCUACGUAAAGGACGCCGCCAUCACGCCGGAUCGCGUGAACUCCACCUGGAUGGGCUGGAAUGGGAAGCAGUGGGAGGAGGAGCCCACGAUCCGGGCGCUGUCCAAGUUCACGGGCCAGCAGAAGGAGGAAGCCUCGAGGGCGCAGCAGCUGGCCUCGCACGCCAAGACAGUGAAUGCGGAGAAUCGUGGUAGCAGCCUAAUGGGCGAGGUGUGGCGUGCCAUCACAUACAUCUUCCAGUCCACAGGGAGUGCGAAGACCUCCCCGGAGAUCAAGGAGUGCUUGAUCGGCCUGGAGGGCGGCAAUAUCAUCAUCUCCUGGAAAGACAUCCACCAGGAGGAUUUGGCGCCGUUGCGGAAGUUCUUGUUAGCGGAGUUCGGGAGCUACUAUGCUGCAUGGGUCUUCCUUUGCAGAAACUGCACUAUCACCAAGGAAAUAUGCGUCCGCAACUUGGCGAAGAUGCUGAAGCGCUGCUGGGAGGAGCUUGAGGCAGCUCAACAUCAGCGCGACCAGGAGAAGAAGAAGAACUUCCAAGCGGGGAAGAACCUCGGCGCCAAGAAGGCCGAAAAGGAGGAUCGCCCGGCGAACCGUUCGCUCUUGAACAGAGGUGACUCUAUCAUGGAGAAGGUUAAGACGCAGGCGGUCGACCAGCCUGAUACCGCAGGAGAUAAAACUCCGAAGAGCAUGGCCGCGGACGAGUCGCCAAAGAAGAAGGCCACCCUCUUCGCGUCCAUGUUCAACAAGGCGAAGAAAGCUGGCACCAAGGAUGGCCCCCCAAUGGCUCACGAGAAAACCUCCACCUCGGUGACCGCUGCCAUGUCCAUGGGUGGGAGCGAGGCGAAUAAAGAAGAGAAGAUCAUGAAGAAGUACUUGAAAGAAGCGGUCAAGGAGUUGGAAGUGCUGGAGCAGCUGUGCCAAGAGAUCAUGGACUGCUUGGACCACGAUGGGGAUGGCCAACUCGAGGUGGAGGAAGUUCUUCACCUGGCGAAGAUUAUGGACGAGGGUAAAGAGACCAACCCCAAGUUGAAGGAGUUCUGCGCCUUCCUCAAUGCGCACCCCAAGUACCGGGAGGUGGAACACUUUUGGGCGGACCUCAGCGAGGGCUUUGAGCUUUCAAAGGAGGAGUUCGUGAGAGACUCCAAGCUUCUGCUGUCGCGCUUCAACAAUCAGCAGAAGAUGAUGCGCUCGGUGGCGGAGGAGCCGAUGGACCUCCACGCCAGGUCUGAGGCCAUCUUCUCCAAGUUGGACGUGCAAAUGAGCGGGGGCAUCUCCCUCUUUGAGCUUAUCCCCAUGGCUGGCGACACGAUCGAGGAAGCGGACUCAAACCUGGUGAAGUUCCGAAUCCCUCUGACCUUCAUCAAGGAGAUCCGCAUUGACGCCUCCCGUGCUGCAGGCAGCGAGGAACGCCUCACCGUGAGGUUCCAGGUUCACCCGGACUUCGAGAACGCGGCGGAGUGGCGCGCGGUCAAGAAGGGCCUCGCACCGGAUUGGGAGCCGAACCCAGGCUUCGAGCCAGCUCCUCAGAUCGCGAGCGAGCGACUCAAAGCCCACCCAAGAAGGAUCAAGAAGGCGGCCGGCUUGCGGCGCGUCACCGGCGGCACAGGGUACAAGCGGAUACUCAGCUGCGAGUCGACGAGAGAGCACAGCCACCGCCAAACACGAGCAAGCGGCCCCGGCUACGCCUCCUUGGCGAAAAAGAAGGAGCUGAUGGGGCAGCUUCUGAGGCUUCGGAAUCAGAAGGCCUUAAGGACUCACAAGGCCAUGGACCAAGGCGCCAAACAGCUCCAACUUCCAACCUCAUGUUAA
This is a messenger RNA of Effrenium voratum, 6570 nucleotides long. The record is from the annotation of a GenBank genome assembly. Lineage: Eukaryota; Dinophyceae; Suessiales; Symbiodiniaceae.